Messenger RNA from Colletotrichum spaethianum, 678 nucleotides. RefSeq lists its product as uncharacterized. Bases 1 to 678 code for a protein of 225 amino acids. The record is from RefSeq and is a predicted model, not a curated record. The transcript has a single exon. NCBI's taxonomy places the organism in Eukaryota, Fungi, Ascomycota, Sordariomycetes, Glomerellales, Glomerellaceae.
AUGGAUGCCAAUCAACCGGAAGAUAUGCCCUACUGUAUCUGGUUUCCUGAUAUUCCCUCGGAAACUACACUUGGAGAGCUGAUCCAGCGCUUUCCCGCCAUGAGUUACCAGGCCGCGCGCGCCUGUGCUGUCGCCGGAUACACAGAUCUCUACAAGAAACUUGCCCUCCAAAUCCUACCGGAGAUUUCCAUCGCUGAGGAAGCCCGCGAGAACGGCAAUGUUGCCAUCUUCAAUCUGAUCAUGGAGGCGCCCUGCCGGUACAAAGUCUUUGACAAUUACAACCGUACUAUAGAUACUACGGCAUCGAAGCCCGCUUUUUUGAAUGGCGAUACCGCGAUUCGACCGUAUCUGCUGGAGACCCGGGCGUUUGAACCUCCGAUUGGUCGCAUGGAUGACGAAGAAGGAGGUUCUGGUACUGACGACGAUGAGUUGGAUCCCUGGGGCCUCGGUCCUCGACGGAGCUUCAUACAGACUCGCUUUAACAUCACCGAGGAUAUGAAUAUCGAUAUUAAUGGGAACGGUGGUAUUGCGGGUUUAGUUGCCACAGUAGUCCCGAAUUCCGAUGAAGAAGCACUCAGAAUUCUCUGCCAGCCGCUUCCAGUCGACCUGACCACCUGCCAUAAAGACUUGCUCAUUCUCAUGGCCGCAUACAACGGCGACAUGGAUAGGUAUCAUUGA